This is a messenger RNA of Solea senegalensis (Senegalese sole), 1922 nucleotides long. RefSeq names its product regulator of chromosome condensation 1 (gene rcc1). The record is from RefSeq and is a predicted model, not a curated record. The transcript is spliced from 10 exons. Lineage: Eukaryota; Metazoa; Chordata; Actinopteri; Pleuronectiformes; Soleidae. Gene Ontology annotation, molecular function: guanyl-nucleotide exchange factor activity. Gene Ontology annotation, cellular component: cytoplasm. The coding region runs from base 109 to 1365 and encodes 418 amino acids.
AAAUCUCCAGCGAAGAAGAAGAAGUAAAACUUCAGGGACGAAGAGGUACGCAUCGCACCUUCACUUCAAGGAAAACUAUAAGCUUCCGUACGUCACAGUGUUGCCGUCAUGCCUGCUAGAAAGAGUGCCACCAAGAGAAAGCCUGAGACUGUUCUCAAGGAUGAAAAAGAUUCCAAGAAAGUGAAAGUUUCCCACAGAAGUCAUGGUAAGGAGGCAGGUGAGGUUCUUAUCCUGGGCCAGGGUGAUGUAGGACAGUUGGGUCUGGGUGAAGACAUCAUUGAGAGGAAAAAGCCAGCCCAUGUGCCCCUGCCAGAAAAAGUUGUGCAGGUGAUUGCUGGAGGCAUGCACACAGUGUGUCUCAGUGACACUGGACAUGUGUAUACAUUUGGCUGUAAUGAUGAAGGGGCCCUUGGUCGUGACACAGCAGGGCUGGGGACUGAGAUGGUUCCAGGAAAGGUGAUGCUGGAGGAGAAGGUGAUCCAGGUGUCAGCAGGAGACAGUCACACAGCUGCACUCACAGAUGAUGGAAAAGUUUACCUCUGGGGCUCCUUCAGGGAUAGCAAUGGUGUUAUAGGCCUCCUGGAGCCUAUGAACACAUCUGUUGUUCCAGUCUAUGUCGACAUGCCAGAACCUGUUAUCAAAAUAGCAUCUGGUAAUGAUCACCUGGUACUGGUAACACUCAGUGGAGAUCUUUAUACAUCAGGAACAGCAGAGCAGGGGCAACUGGGAAGAGUCUCUGAGCACUUUUCAGACAGAGGAGGCAGGAAAGGCCUCGCGCGUCUGCUGAAACCACAGGUGGUCAAGUUCAAACGGAAAGUUCACUUCACCGAUGCCUUCUGUGGGUCAUACCUCACUUUAGCUCUAUCGACAGACGGACACGUGUAUGGAUUUGGCCUCUCCAAUUACCGCCAGCUUGGCACAAAAAGCAUCAAGAUGUGUUUUGAGCCAGUAAAACUCACCUGCUUCAAGAACUCAACCACCUCCUGGGUUGACUUCUCUGGAGGGCAACAUCACACUGUCUGCCUUGAUGCUGAAGGGCAGGUUUAUAGCCUGGGUAGAGCAGAUUAUGGCCGCCUUGGUUUGGGCCAAGGGGCUGAAGAGCAGAGUGAACCCACACCUGUGAAGGGGAUGGAGCCGGCCAGGAGCGUGGCAUGUGGGACGGCUGUGAGCUUCGCGGUCACUAAAGAAGGAUCGGUGUAUGCCUGGGGCAUGGGCACCAACUUGCAACUUGGCACAGGGGAGGAGGAUGACGCGUGGAGUCCAGUAAAGAUGACAGGCAAACAGUUGGAGAACCGUGCAGUACUGAUGGCCUCCAGUGGAGGGCAGCAUACAGUCCUGUUGGUCAAAGACAAGCAGGAGAGCUGAUUUUCGUCUCGAGCUCGACUGAUGUGUGAGGUGUUUGAUGAGUUUCAAGGAGGGGCCUUGUCUAUAUGUCGGUAGAAGGUAAAUCCAUAAGUGGUUGCUUGUGCUGGGGGCGGGGCUUCAGCCAGUCUUAAGAUAACUUUGCUCUUCUUGGCAUGAGGAAAAUGUUGUGGAUGUUUCGUAGAUAGUGAUAAAUGAGACUAUUUUUUUAACUCUAGUUUUUUUAUGUUCCCUUUGAACUCAUUAAAGGUUAUCAGUAUGACUUUCAGAUGGUGGACGGGAUGUUUGAGAAUGCAACUUGCAUGCAUAUAAAAGAAACAAGAGUGCAAGCCUUUUAAUGACCUUCCCACAGUCUUUUAACAUUUCUUUCUUUAAAGCAGCAAUUCAGUUGGUCUUGUUUCAGACAAAACAUUUAUACUUGCAGGUGUGAGACUACUGUUCAUUUUACACAGGGUGUACAAUAUGGUUGUGGACAUUUGGACAUUUGGAAAUGCAUCAUAAUGUAUCCUGCAUUUUGUUCGUUUCCCAGUCUGAAAAUAAAGAUAACUUUUAAAAAUUGA